UUCACAAGGUUCAAUCAAGAUUUCCUACUUGAAAAUAAAAUUAUCUGGGCUGUUUAUUUUCCUUCAGGACCAUACGUGUACCAGGUAUACAAGACUUACGGGUUUGCCGAACAAGACAUCUCGCUGCUGUACCUGAUUGGAUUCGCUUCAAGCGUUUUGUUUGGCACUUGCACCGGACCCCUGGCUGACAAAUUCGGCCGGAAACGGAUGUGCAUCAUGUAUUGCGUGUUAUACGCGAUUUGUUGCGUUACCAAAUUGAGUCCGGAUUUCCGUAUGCUGGCCUUUGGACGCGUUUGCGGCGGCGUUGCCACGUCAUUGUAUGUUUACGAACAUAAGCUGACUGCGAGACUGUCACCGGAUCUCAUCUCCAUCACAUUCUCUGCAUCGACUUUCUGGAACGGCAUUUUGGCCAUUGUUGCUGGACUUUUGGCAAACUUAUUUGCCGAGUCUCUGUCUUUCGGACCCGUUUCCCCAUUCAUCGUCGCCCUUCCGUUUCUGGCAAUUGCCGCUACUUUAAUCCUCACGACUUGGACUGAAAAUUAUGGAGAGAAAAGCGAGAGUUCCUGGAUCAUGUCUUGCGGGGAAGGCUUCAACAAGAUCCACGAGGACUCGAAUAUUUUGUUGCUGGGGGCCUUUCAGUCCUUGUUCGAGUCUGUGAUGUACAUCUUUGUUUUCCUCUGGACGCCCAUGUUGAGUGCUGGGGCGCCGCCUUUGGGCUUUGUCUUUGCGGCUUACAUGGUG
This is a messenger RNA of Notodromas monacha, 741 nucleotides long. NCBI's taxonomy places the organism in Eukaryota, Metazoa, Arthropoda, Ostracoda, Podocopida, Cyprididae. The record is from the annotation of a GenBank genome assembly.